Equus caballus (horse) is the source of this 3481-nucleotide messenger RNA. It is a transcript of the gene KCNJ6, whose product is annotated as potassium inwardly rectifying channel subfamily J member 6. Gene Ontology annotation, cellular component: plasma membrane. Gene Ontology annotation, molecular function: G-protein activated inward rectifier potassium channel activity. The record is from RefSeq and is a predicted model, not a curated record. Lineage: Eukaryota; Metazoa; Chordata; Mammalia; Perissodactyla; Equidae. Gene Ontology annotation, biological process: potassium ion import across plasma membrane; regulation of monoatomic ion transmembrane transport.
AAGAUGGCAUAAAAGAGUGGACUGUACAGAGGUGGAAGCAAGUUGUGGAAAGGCUUUGGAAAUGUAGAAAUAUUGUUUCCGAUGACCAUAAGGAAAAGAGGGGGUGCAGAGGGGAGCACUGUGAGGUGCUCCCUAGAAUAACAAUACAAAGCAAGUUAAAAAUCAAAGGAGGGAGUAAGCAAUUGUCCAAGCCUGACAAAGUCAACUUUGAAGGCAACCUGAAUUAUGCAUGAAAAGGGACACCUUUCUCUGUUUCCAAGCGCCACUGAACACCGACACUACGGUUAGCGUGGGACUGGAGCAGCAGCGGGGACCGGGUCCCCCUUGCGGUGGGCAGGACGGACUAAAUGGAACAGCAGGGUGCAAGCAAAGCCCUGAGGCGCAGCUCCUCUCCUCCCACCCAGAGGGCCGCUGCGCCCCCUCCCGGCCACGUGGACGGUCGCGCUCCAGCUCCCGCGCCCUGGGCUGACUCUCCCUCAUUUUGGCCCAGACGGAGACAGCGACAAGACCUUCUUUCUCGUGGUGUCACACCUUAAAGAAGGAGCCCUCUAACCAGAAGACAAAACCUGAUCCCCGAGCUUCGGCUCCUGCCUGCUUUCCAGGCUGCUCUCCGAGAAUAACUCACAUGGAGGGGAAAGGUGGGAACCGGGAGGCUAAACCCAAAAACGUUCCCCUAGCACGGAGCUCUCCACGUUUCCAGUUUCGUCUUGGAGGGGUGGGGGUUGGCUUUGUCGUUUUCUGCGCCAGCUCGGGUUCAGGGAGGUUUGAUGGAGGGUUCCCCAGCCCCGCCCACCUGGUCCAUCCGGCGCCACAAUGAUGAGGAUGGGCGGCAGGUAGGCGUCUCCUGGUCUCCCGCUGGAUCCCUCCCGGUCCCCGCCCCCUGCCUCUCUAGAACCGACUGUGCGGCCGCUUUUCUCCAGCGCGCGGCGCUGCGCUCGCUUUUAUCCUCCGAGCCGCGUCGGUUCGUGCGCUGACAGCCGGGCUCAGCCAGUCGGCUGGAAUUGAGUAGCAUUCACUGAAUCUGCGGCUUUCAUGACGUCUCCCUGCGUGGUCCAUCACUUUUCUCCCAGCCGGGGAUUUUUUUUUCCGCCACUCUUGCCUUUUCCCCCUUCCUUCCACUCAAUCUCCCUCCCCGGUCCCUGCCCAAACGCACACCCCUCCGCCCCUCCUUUGGCCCCCGCGCCCAGCCCUCCUCUCCGCUCUCGCCCAGAGGGAGCCAGUUUGAAGACGGCCGCACCUGGCCGGAGAGGUUGGCCAGGCGGAGGGGUGGGGAUCCGCGGGAACCGGGAAGCCAGACCCAGAGCUGGAUGCACCGCGAGGAGAAUGGAGUCUCCUAACAGCCUCCCGGGGCUGAUGUGAAAUUUGGCCAUCUGAUUCCAGUUUUUCUUUCCUUUUGUUUUUUUUAAUUUCCUCUCCUCGCCAUCCAUCGUGUAGUGAGUUAUUAAAUCUUGCUCCGUUCCAAGAGAGGAGAUCAUGAUUGAGUGAAACCACCCCGUCCGCAGCAAGAAAAAGCACAAAGAAGAAACCAUGACGAUGGCCAAGUUGACAGAAUCCAUGACUAACGUCCUGGAGGGCGACUCCAUGGAUCAGGAUGUCGAGAGCCCUGUGGCCAUUCACCAGCCAAAGUUGCCUAAGCAGGCCAGGGAUGACCUGCCAAGACACAUCAGCCGAGACCGGACCAAAAGGAAAAUCCAGAGGUACGUUCGGAAAGAUGGGAAGUGCAACGUCCAUCAUGGCAACGUCAGGGAGACUUACCGCUACCUGACUGAUAUCUUCACCACCUUAGUAGACCUCAAGUGGAGAUUCAACCUGUUGAUUUUCGUCAUGGUUUACACAGUGACGUGGCUCUUUUUUGGGAUGAUCUGGUGGCUAAUCGCAUACAUCCGAGGAGAUAUGGACCACAUAGAGGACCCCUCGUGGACUCCCUGUGUCACCAACCUAAAUGGGUUUGUCUCUGCUUUUUUAUUCUCAAUAGAGACAGAAACCACCAUCGGUUAUGGCUACCGGGUCAUCACGGACAAGUGCCCAGAAGGAAUUAUUCUCCUCUUAAUCCAAUCUGUGUUGGGGUCCAUUGUCAAUGCAUUCAUGGUGGGAUGCAUGUUUGUAAAAAUAUCGCAACCCAAGAAGAGGGCAGAGACCCUGGUGUUUUCCACCCACGCGGUAAUCUCCAUGCGGGAUGGGAAACUGUGCCUGAUGUUCCGAGUCGGGGAUCUUAGGAAUUCCCACAUUGUGGAGGCCUCCAUCAGAGCCAAGCUGAUCAAAUCCAAACAGACCUCGGAGGGGGAGUUCAUCCCCUUGAACCAGACGGACAUCAACGUAGGCUAUUACACCGGGGAUGACCGUCUGUUUCUGGUGUCACCACUCAUCAUCAGCCACGAAAUUAACCAACAGAGUCCUUUCUGGGAGAUCUCCAAGGCCCAGCUACCCAAGGAGGAACUGGAAAUUGUGGUCAUCCUAGAAGGAAUGGUGGAAGCCACAGGGAUGACAUGCCAAGCUCGGAGCUCCUACGUCACCAGUGAGAUCCUGUGGGGUUACCGGUUCACGCCCGUCCUGACACUGGAGGACGGGUUCUACGAAGUCGACUACAACAGCUUCCAUGAGACCUAUGAGACCAGCACUCCGUCUCUCAGUGCCAAAGAGCUGGCUGAGCUGGCCAGCAGGGCAGAGCUGCCCCUGAGUUGGUCUGUAUCCAGCAAACUCAACCAACAUGCAGAACUGGAGACCGAAGAGGAAGAGAAAAACCUGGAGGAACAGACAGAAAGGAAUGGUGAUGUGGCAAAGCUAGAGAACGAAUCCAAAGUUUAGUCCCCGAGCUGGGCAACUCCUUCUCCCCUCCCCCGACACAACCUUUCCUUGUCUCUCAUUCUUUCUUUUCUGUCUCUCUUCCUUUGUUCUUUCUUGAUUUCUAUUUAAUUUUGGCAUUACCAGAAAGCAAAUCUUCAAGGUGUAAAAUAUCUACCUGCCCUCUCUCAGUCACUCAGAUUGACAAGGUAGACACGGAUUUGGUUAAGGUGCAAUGUGCCCUCAUCGGUGGCCCAAGCCUGCUCUCCUCCCUAAAAACCAUACAUCCAACUCCUAGAGAUUUAACCCACUUACCUGCAUGUCUUGUCCAAUACCAGAUCACUCAAAAGAGUGCGUCAAAGAUUUUACCUGGGAAAUGAUCAGUAGGGUCUCCAGUGCCUAUUCAUUCAUGCCGUGAGACGUAGAACACAGCCCUCAAUUUUGUAGAUCCCUCUAAAUUUCAUCGACAGGGCGAGGUGCUUGUCCCAUGCGGGCAUUGCUGUUAUAAGACCCAGGUGAGGUGAAGACAAAGCCUGUACAUAUAUAUGCCUUAUGUAAUUAUUUUCUUUUGCAGUUAGUAAUAAAACCCAGCAUGUACAAAAGUACUGUAGAACAGAACUUCUAAAUAAUGUACAUAGAUGUAUAAUUAAUGUAGGUUUAGAUACAUAACUUUAGAAAUAUGAUGCAAAAAAAAAAAAAA